ACUGCAUUUCGUGAUAGUAUUUAUACAAUCAAUGACAUAUAUUGAAAUAUUAAUUUUGAUGACGGAAAACGAAAAGAUACAAUCCGUGUCAAUAAUGAGCCAUGGUUUCGGUGUAAUAGUCUGGAUCUCGAAGGCUGUGGUAACAGAAACUAUGUUCUGUUUUAUUUGCGAAAUGUUAUAUAAAAGAAUUAGAUCCGCUCAGAUAGUUGUAGUCGCUUAUAUGAAUUAUUAUACAUGUCGUCGAUCUCGUAGAUUCUUCAAGAACAUAAGUCGCUUGCAUCGCAUAAACUUCACAAAGCUAAGCAUCUGUGGCGUAAUUGUCGUGGACGCGGCGAUGCCACUCCGGCUGGGAGCUCUCAUCACUGACUAUACUGUCGUCUUGCUACAGUUUGCCUUCUUAAGGAAAGAGUAACAAAAAAUAUUAGUCAUAUUGUGACCGAUAAACAGUUACAUCUGAAAGAUCUUAGAACUA
Molecule: messenger RNA, 472 nt
Organism: Papilio polytes (common Mormon)
Lineage: Eukaryota; Metazoa; Arthropoda; Insecta; Lepidoptera; Papilionidae
Exons: 3
Coding region: 32-412 (126 amino acids)
Source: RefSeq, a predicted model, not a curated record